CAACGGAGCUUAUCGAGCUCGAGCAUCGUUGAUGUCUGACGCAGCAUUCUCGCUCGAGUACCCUUGGAACGAGUCAACGCUCUCGUCGCAUCCGGUGCAACGCUGUGCCUCAGUCGAUCCGAUUCUCACAGCUUUGGUCGCGCUAGCCUAUAGGCCACACACACCUUGUCCUUGAAGCCUGGCAACACGUGAGCUCCCAGGAGCAACCCACCAGCUCCCUCGGUACGCUUCCGUGCCGGCACCGGCGACAUGACCACGUCCUCGCCCGACCCAGCGUUCACAGUCUUCAUCCGCCUUCCAUUUCCCCGAGGCGAUUUCGUUGACCCGCCCCCAGUCAACUGGGAUUCCUCCAAGGAUGAGGCCCUUUGGAACAUAGUAUCCAGGGUUUCCAAGACCGAGAUUGACUGGAAUGAAAUCGCCGACCGAUUCCAGGUUACGGUCGAUUUCCUGCUUCAGCAGAUUGCCUGGCUGACCGAAAGGCAUGCCGCACAACUCCGGGCGCAGAUGCGCCGCGCCGCUGUCGCCGCCAAAGUCUCGCCAGCACCAUCUCCCCAGCCCGGCCUGGAAGGGCUGCCGAUGGCCGAGGCCAUGAGGCGCACAGGCUCAGGGGGCGGAGCGUCUGGCAGUUAUGCCAGUCACUCCCGAGAACCCUCCUCGCUCUCUAUACGCAAGGUUGAGAGCUCGAUGAACCGACCCGAUUCGAGCAGGCCUGAUACGCCGGUACGACCUGGCUCCCGGCCGUCAGCCAACCGAACGUCGUCCUCGAACACCGGCAUCAACACCACUGCGGCCGGCCGGAAUCUAGGCAGCAGUAUCGCUAUGAGGCAACCUCCGCGGACUGCCGCGGCGGACGCACAGCGGCGAAGGUUCUCCUCGUUACCCAUAACGACAACCGCCGCCGACCUGGACCCAGGCCCGCUGUCACCGGAGCCUGCCGAUAACAGCCGAGCUGCUUCGCCGUCCCCUUCUGCGUCCUCCUCCUCAGCCUCAUCAAGCCCUGCACAAUCGCGAAUCAUCCGUCGUCCACCACGAUUCAGAAGCAAUGAUCAGGCCACGUCCUUUGCGGACGAUGACGACGACGAAGAUGAACCUGCGUUUCGCAUGUUCCAACCUCAAGCUGGAUCUUCGUCCACUGGCCAGAACCACGAUCUGAGCGCCACCUUACGCGGUGACCAAAAGCGGCUUUCGAAACAUUCCACGCGAGACCAUCGCCUUCAUCGCUCGCACCACUCAGACUCAUCUUCCAGCUCGACAGCCGCGUUCCGGGGUCCUCCGGACAAAGGUGCCGGACCCGCCGGCCCACUUUCCCCACGGCGGACAAUGGAGCUAGCGGGCCGUAGUCCGGGGGUCAAAGGCAAGGGACAGUCGAGAGAUAGUGAUGGCACACCCAGCAUGGGGAGCAGCUUUAGCGAUCUUGACGACGCCUCAGUCACACAGUCAGCCUUGGAGGAAGCCCUGGCGAGUAAGAUGGGCGACGGCGGAACCAUUGCUAGUCUUCGGGGGACCAUCGGAAACGCCUUUCGUGGUCGUUAUAUGCCCAAGACAAACUACAACACCGGUAAUGAUGGUGGUAGUGGGGGCCAGCAUUAGGUAGCCCACGAUGCUGACGUCAUGGAGGUGGCUCGUGGCCGUCCACGGACGAAACUGACGAUGCAAGGGCGCAUCGCAUUGAUGGUUUCGCAAGGCAAUCUUUGUAGACUAUCAUGAGGUCAAGAAUACGUAUAGAACUACCAUGCUUGAUCAACUCCAAAAGGUCAUAGUGGUAUAAUAUCGCAAAGCAUAUCAGCGGCCAUUGAAACCGGCUGCGGUGGUAUCUCUGAUUAAAGCAAUUCAUGGCCGUG
Messenger RNA from Microdochium trichocladiopsis, 1841 nucleotides. RefSeq lists its product as uncharacterized. Gene Ontology annotation, cellular component: phagophore assembly site. The record is from RefSeq and is a predicted model, not a curated record. The transcript has 5 exons. Bases 250 to 1590 code for a protein of 446 amino acids. Gene Ontology annotation, biological process: autophagosome assembly. Lineage: Eukaryota; Fungi; Ascomycota; Sordariomycetes; Xylariales; Microdochiaceae.